AUGUCCGACUUGGCGAAGGAGGGCUCUGGUACCACCGACGUUACCAAUGAUGACUUUACUUUUGGUCAGAGGCUAGGAAUUGUCUUCAUCACUGAGGCCGCUUUCCUUUCCCUCUUCUCGGUGCUCGGGCUACUCGGUUACAUCGCUUUUUCUGCUAGGAAGACUCAGGGGAAACGACGAAGACGAUGGUCGAUGUCAACGCCCUUGCAUGUCUACUUCCUUUCAAUGAUGGUGGCCGAACUAUUUCAGGCUACUGGUGCUAUUUUGAAUCUCAAGUGGAUUGAGAGAGCAAGCGUUGACUCCGGUCCAUUCUGCGUCGCCCAGGGCAUAAUCAAACAGAUAGGCGAUGUAUCUGUUGCACUCUGCACCCUGGCAAUCGCAAUCCACACUUUCACCGCUAUUGUUUUCCGAUGGAGUCCUCCAAAUCCACGACUUCUUUCAGUCCUGGUGUUAUCAGUUAUCUGGCUGACAGUCGUUUUGAUCAUCGUCAUAAGCGCUGCGACUCACAAAAAUAAUCUGGAGAACUAUUGGUCGGACACUCAGUACUGGUGUUGGAUAGCAAAACCCUACAAGCUACAACAGUACCUACUGGAUUAUUGUUUCAUGUGGGCGACUGCAUUUGCUAACAUCAUCCUUUACAUCCCGAUGGCAUUGGUUAUCAAGGGAGUCUUCACGGUUAAUGGGCGUAGGGUAAGAUAUAAGGGACCAGGGGAGCGGAAACAAAUUACCACCCAAGGAUCCUUGGGAAGCAGUGGAAAGGGCGUGGACAGCAUCGCCAUGCAGAUGCUUUUCUACCCCCUAGUUUACACCCUGACCGUCCUUCCUAUCGCCAUUGUCCGUUUCAGAGCGUUCUACGACGAACAUGUCCCCUUUACCUAUACCGUCAUCGCGGACGUCCUCUUCUGUUGCUCGGGCUUCUUCAACGUCUGUCUAUACGGGUUCACUCGCCCUUCGCUCAUCCCCCGUCGUGAAUCACUGGCUGUCAGCAACCGUAAUAUCAACCACUUUUCCUUCUCCCUCCGCAGUCCCACCGUCGACCAACCACUCUCAACCCGCCCAUCUCUCCUCCCACCCCGCUCGCCAAUGGGUGUACUCCCGGAUAAUAGUGAGGUCUUUCGAUUCGAACAACACUCAUUUCGGGAUUACGACAUCCACUCGCUCGAACCCUCACCAACGAAGACUGGACUAAGCCCGUCCUCAAUAUCAUCUUUCCGGACCCACAGCCAUGAGUAA
Messenger RNA from Fomitiporia mediterranea MF3/22, 1233 nucleotides. RefSeq lists its product as uncharacterized. Lineage: Eukaryota; Fungi; Basidiomycota; Agaricomycetes; Hymenochaetales; Hymenochaetaceae. Gene Ontology annotation, cellular component: plasma membrane. Bases 1 to 1233 code for a protein of 410 amino acids. The record is from RefSeq and is a predicted model, not a curated record. Gene Ontology annotation, molecular function: G protein-coupled receptor activity. The transcript is spliced from 11 exons. Gene Ontology annotation, biological process: adenylate cyclase-activating G protein-coupled receptor signaling pathway.